CUCCAGUCCAGUAGGCGGCGUCAAUACAUGUUGCGGUUAGUUUGCUAGCUGCCGUUAAGCAUCAAUAGAACACGAAGAAAAAGCGAAAUAAAGCCUAGGGAGAACCCGAAGAUUUCAUGCCAGAGAUUUAAACCCAGCAUGUCAGCCAUACCAGAUCAAAGCCCAGCUUCCACUGGCUCCAGUGGACUUGCUGAUCUGUCCACCGAACACAAGAGAGGGAAACAUUUAAAUAGGACACUGUCGAAAAGCUCCAGGCGCGAUUGUCGGAUAAACAUUGGCUUGGCCUUUAAAAAUUGGCGUUCCCUCAAAGUGUCAUAUGGAUUCAGGUCUGAUGCAGAGAUGGCCUUGAAUCUUCUGGAUGAACUGAAGACAUUACCUCCUGGGUCUGGUCCAACUCGAGCCAGUGAUAUGAAGCUAAAGACCUCUCAAUCAGAAGUGCAAACUCUGAUUGAGCAGGAGGUCCAGAAAGCAGUGGCAAACAGAGAAAGGGAGCUUCAGAGUGUUAUACAACACAUUCAAGACACAAACGAUGAAAUCCGCUUAGAAACUUCCAUUCAGAAACUAGAGAAUCGAAUCAGUGCAAUAGCGAGGAGAGCCGAGGUAGUUUUCUCCCACAUAGCAAAUACUCAGAAACAGAGUUCUCCAUCUUCCACUGGUAACACUGACAUCCUCAGGGAAACCCCACAGCAUGACACCGUGGAAGCAAUGCCACAGAUAGAGAAAAAAAAACCCAGCUGUGAAGCAAAAGGUGGGGAGCUUCUCCAAAUGAUGGAAAUGACAAGAAAUGCACUGAAGCUGUUGUGUGCUGAUAAUGAAGUGUUGACCACUGCUAUGGCAGAUUUAGAACCGCAGGAGCCUCCUCCUGUUCUUACUCCUUGGGGUUCUCCUGACUCUAAGGAAAUAAACAGGGAACUAAAGGAUCGGUGCUCAAGUAAUGAAGAUUUAUGUGAGAAGAAGCCACCACCAUGUCUCGUUCCCUUCGACUCUUCAGAGUGCAUGGUAGGAUCGGGGUCCAUCAGAGGUUGUCAAAUUCAGAAACUUGCCAGCACAAUAAAAAGAGAGGUAACAGAUUUCCAAGAAGAAGACUACAAUGACAAGAAGCUAGAGCAUUUUGAGGAGCCAGUGGCUAAAAGGAUAAAAAAAGAUGAUUCCCCUCCCAGCCAGAGCAGCAGUCCUCCGCUCAAAGAAAUAGAAGGCAUAGAACCAAUGAAGGAUGUUGAGGAUAUGUUCUUUUAUCCGCCUCUUCCCAACAUCCCCUUCCCUUCCGUCCUGAAGAUGGAAGCAGCAUCGUAUAGUUUGCCUCAAAGAGUAGACGUAAAUCUUGCCUUCAUUAGGAACCCAACUCGAAUAUCCGUUCUCUGGAACGUGGAGGACAAAAACCCCUGUGCGCCGCCUAUGGAAAGUUACACCAUCCUCCUGACGAUGGAGACCUUUAAAGGGAGUGGCGUCUUCCUCAAGUGGGAUACUUACGAUAAACUGGAGGCCAAGUCUCUGCCCAUGUGUGCUCUGAUCAAUAAGUACAAGCGUGGCCACAGGUUGUGUGCGGCUGUAGUGGGCAAAGACAUAUUUGGCCGAUAUGGACCCUAUAGUAAAGUUGCUACAGCGAUCCUGCCUGAUUAGUUAAGAAUAGAAAUUUAGAAUAUUUAGAAUAGAAAUAAUUUUUUUACACAAACAGAUCUCAGUUUAAUUAAAACAAAACAAAUGCACAUAAAAUAUUUAGCUUCAUAUAGAGGACAUAUACAAACCUACAGCUGGGUGUUACUGAUUAAGAUGGUGGAGCAACAACAUGGUACUGUUUCUUUAAAAACAAAGUAGCAAGAUUUGAACUAAAUGUUGGAUUUUUUUUUUUAUUGUUUGCAAUAAAGUUCAUAUUUUAAUGUUG
Girardinichthys multiradiatus is the source of this 1882-nucleotide messenger RNA. Its product is annotated as activating transcription factor 7-interacting protein 2-like. NCBI's taxonomy places the organism in Eukaryota, Metazoa, Chordata, Actinopteri, Cyprinodontiformes, Goodeidae. The record is from RefSeq and is a predicted model, not a curated record. Bases 139 to 1620 code for a protein of 493 amino acids. The transcript is spliced from 15 exons. Gene Ontology annotation, biological process: regulation of DNA-templated transcription. Gene Ontology annotation, molecular function: transcription coregulator activity; protein binding. Gene Ontology annotation, cellular component: transcription regulator complex; nucleus.